AUGCCGCCUCUACUCAAACAUGACACUGACAGCAGGUCAUCGUCUUCACAUUCACCACCGUCACCUAUCAACGCGACCAAGCAACGUCGAUUGAAUAGUCUGCAUCUCGCUGACAUUGCUGUUGAUCUCGGCUUCCCACCCUCAUCGCGUCGAGACAAAAAGGACCAAAAGCCUCGUCGAUUCUAUACGCCACAUCAUUCAUAUUUCUUUUAUUAUCAACAACGUUGGAAAUGGUGGUUACUUCUAUUGGCUGUCGUCUUCUUUACUACAUUUGCUGUAUUCUCCUUGACACCGCUGCAGGAAGAGCCACAGCGAAACCAGCUGCUUUUGUAUCGGAUUAUCGGCAAUGACCUGCCGCCGCGUCACAAAGAGGGCCAGACCCUCUCCAAUCUACAUUUUAUUCUGGAGCACGAGCCGUCAUUUCCCAAUACACGCAAGAUGUUCUUAUUGAAUCGGAUUUCUGAUCCAGCAAGUGAAAGAGCCAUCAUCGACCUUUUGGAGCGUUACCAUGCAGAGUACAUGCGUAUCCCAUUCGAUGAAGAAGAAUACAAGCAAAUCGACUUUCGACUUGAAGACUUUUCUGAACCUGAUUUCUUACAUUCGGAUGACUAUCGCCGAUUCUCCAAGGUUGCCAAACUACGUACGCUGGAUUAUACCUAUCAUGAUAAGAACCUUUACGCCAUGAAUAAUAAUGGAGGACGUAAUCGAGCAAUUCAACAUGGCAAAAGCAUUCAUAAUGCACGAUGGAUUAUGCCAUUUGAUGGAAACUGUUAUUUGACACCCAACGCUUUCAAUGAGAUCAAGACGCAACUCGAUCGAUUUGGAUCUGAUACCAAGUAUUUCAUCGUUCCUAUGAUUCGUCUCCUCAACAACUCGGUACUAUUGGACAACAUGGAUCAGAGACCAAAGGCACAUGAGGAGCCACAGAUCAUUUUCAGAUAUGAUGCAACAGAAGAAUACAAUCUCAACAUGCGUUAUGGAAGACGUAGCAAGUUGGAGCUCUUGUUUCGCUUGGGAGCACUUGAGAAUCGACGACUGAAUCGACCCACAGUUGCUUGGGAACCAAAGGAACGAGCCUAUAGUCAAGAUAAGGGCAACUUUCGAACGAUUGGAUGGGUGUUUCGAUUAUUCUCGGGCAAUCCUCAACAAGAAGAAAGCAAAAAGGAAGCAUCAUCUAUUCGUGCCUUCAAUCGAUUAUUGGCGAUUCAAUCAUCAUUGGAUGGGUUGGAUGAAAGCAUUGCACGGCAAACCUUCCGGCAUGAUCGACUCUUUUUGUACAACGAGACAAGUAUGGCUAGUAUACGCCAUGCCUAUUGGAGUAAAGGCGACGACAGCAUUGCAGCAACUAUGGACAUAUUGGAAAGGAGAGCAGAGAACAUGUUACAAGCAGCUACUGAUCGCUUAACAACACCUGAAACUUCUGCAACUGAAGCACCAUCCAUUACUCAAGCUGCAUACGCCGAUCAACCCGAACUAGGAGAAUUAGCGCAAAACAUUACAACCUUGACAUUGGCUCAUUAUUUCCUUGGCAAUGAAAAGUAUGGAAGAUGGGCAGCCAAUUUGGUGCGUGUCUACUUUUUGAACGACUACGUAUUGCACGAGGAUGAUGUGGAUGAAUACAGCUCUGCACGGAUGAUACCCGACAGCACCCAUUUACUCGACUUUUUAUCCGAUCAAGGCUAUUCUUUUCCAAGUUUAAGUCGCUCAUCACGUACAGCACCCAACACGCCAAGCCCCAAACAACAGCGUCUUAUCUUCAAUGCAUCCCACCUCACUCGGACCGACACAACAGCAGUUUUGGAUGCUAUGCGACUCUUGCGACGUUCACAAAUGCUCACCCAUCGAGAAUACUUGGAUCUUCAAGGAUUAUUGGCUCAAGUGCUUGAAUACUUGAUUACUAUUCCAACGGGUAUUCACCUUGCUCAAAUGACCGAUCAUCGUGGAGUGCUAUACGAUUUACAGGUGACAGCUCUUGCAGCAUUUACAGAUGACGUACGCUUGUUGCUUCGUGUUGCCAAUCGAUGUCGUAUGCGUAUCGGCAAACAAUUCAUGGCUGAUGGAUCACAACCCUAUCAAAUCGCUUCAGCACAACGAUUCGCCCAACAGCAACAACAACAAGAUAAAGACGAGGACUCAUUGAUUGCACAAUACGAGACACUCAAUCUACACUAUUGGACAAUGUUGGCACGUGGUAUCCAAAACACUGGUAUUGCCAAGGACAUUUGGCACUACACAGCCAAAAAUGAAGGUCGCAUCUCACAUGCAGUGGCAACUCAUCUCAAGAAACACUCGGCUUCAGCUUCUUUGGCACCCCUUGCCCAUAUGGCACAUGCAGCGUUUCAAUACAGUGGACCAGAGAAAUCACGCGCUGACUGGCACUGGAUGAUGAAUUACCAUGCAAGCUCCCAAGUACAUGACGAUGAUUCAGUCAUUUAUCUUUUAACCUAA
Lichtheimia ornata is the source of this 2448-nucleotide messenger RNA. RefSeq lists its product as uncharacterized. The coding region runs from base 1 to 2448 and encodes 815 amino acids. Gene Ontology annotation, molecular function: lyase activity. Lineage: Eukaryota; Fungi; Mucoromycota; Mucoromycetes; Mucorales; Lichtheimiaceae. The record is from RefSeq and is a predicted model, not a curated record. The transcript has 3 exons. Gene Ontology annotation, cellular component: periplasmic space.